AUGGCGGCUAUAACGAUAUUGUUGGGGGUUUAUAAUUAUAUGAGUGGGAAGCACCCAUUUGGUGCUAACAAACUUGAUAGUGCCAUGGAGACGAUGGCAAAUAAAGUUAGAGAAAUUAAGUACAAGAGUCGGAUGCAUAGGCAACAUGGGCGGUUUAUUCGAGAUAGGGCUAUGAAGAUAAAACUUUCCAAAAGUGAGAAGUUGCUCAUCGAUGAGGUGCGAUGGGGCUUCGAAAUUGUCCACGACUAUAAUAUGAUAGUGUUGGGCCUCGAUUCGGUGCGCUUCUUGGCUAGUACAGAGGUAUCAGGGGCAGAGAAGAAGAGAUGGACGCUAAACGAUUUUGAUAUAGGAAAGCCACUUGGACGCGGAAAGUUUGGUCAUGUUUACUUAGCCAGAGAAAAAAGGAGCAAUCAUAUUGUGGCUUUGAAGGUUCUGUUUAAGAGCCAGUUGCAACAGUCACAGGUUGAACAUCAGCUCCGUCGUGAAGUUGAAAUUCAAAGUCAUCUUAGGCAUCCCAAUAUAUUGCGCCUCUAUGGUUACUUUUACGAUCAGAAACGUGUUUAUUUGAUAUUAGAGUACGCAGCCAAAGGUGAACUCUACAAAGAAUUGCAGAAGUGUAAAUACUUUAGCGAAAGACGUGCUGCUACUUACGUUGCAUCUUUGGCCCGAGCACUGAUAUAUUGUCACGGCAAGCAUGUAAUACACAGAGACAUCAAGCCAGAGAACCUGUUAAUUGGUGCACAGGGUGAGCUCAAGAUUGCAGACUUUGGUUGGUCAGUGCACACCUUUAACCGCAGGCGGACAAUGUGUGGUACAUUGGACUACCUCCCACCAGAGAUGGUGGAAAGUGUAGAGCAUGAUGCUAGCGUUGAUAUAUGGAGCCUGGGCGUUUUGUGCUAUGAAUUUUUAUAUGGUGUCCCUCCAUUUGAGGCCAAGGAACACUCAGACACAUACAGAAGAAUUGUGCAAGUGGAUCUGAAGUUCCCACUAAAACCAAUCGUCUCUUCUGCUGCAAAGGACCUUAUUAGUCAGAGCAUCAAUGGUUCUCAUCAAUUUUCAAUUGAAAUUCUUAAGUAUGUUGAUAACGAUAUUCGGUUAAAAUCCAUGACAAAGCCGAUGCAAUAG
Molecule: messenger RNA, 1125 nt
Organism: Dovyalis caffra
Lineage: Eukaryota; Viridiplantae; Streptophyta; Magnoliopsida; Malpighiales; Salicaceae
Source: the annotation of a GenBank genome assembly